Molecule: messenger RNA, 3565 nt
Organism: Aethina tumida (small hive beetle)
Lineage: Eukaryota; Metazoa; Arthropoda; Insecta; Coleoptera; Nitidulidae
Gene: NKCC
Product: bumetanide-sensitive sodium-(potassium)-chloride cotransporter
Exons: 16
Coding region: 400-3480 (1026 amino acids)
Biological process (GO): potassium ion import across plasma membrane; potassium ion homeostasis; sodium ion homeostasis
Cellular component (GO): membrane
Molecular function (GO): sodium:potassium:chloride symporter activity
Source: RefSeq, a predicted model, not a curated record
UACGAACAGUUUAAAAAAAUAUAUAAAUCGAUGGUGCUCUCAUCCAAUCCGUGUCUAUCCUAGAACAAUAAACAUCAAAACUCCGCGUUCAAACGCUCACACCAAGUGUGGAACUAAUCGCACCGGACUUACGAAUUCCACAUUCGGUGAUACAGCUUGACUAAUAUUUAUUGCUGGUGUAAAACUAGUGCGUGAAUGAUGUUCGAGUAAAAUUAGUAAAAUCUACAUUGGGCAAGUAUGAAUUUGUGCGCCGCCCAAAAUCCUACUUAAAGAAAACGGCAACGCAAAUCGGUUCAGUCGCACGCUGAAGCUCUGAAAAGUGACGGACGCCGACAAUCCAGGCGCAAAAAUAAACAAAGUGGUUCGAAGGAUGCUCAACGUCGUCUAGUGUCUGAUACGAUGGAGGGACAUUAUAAAAGUGGUUUUGAAAACAGUGGCUUUCAAUUGCAAGAAAAUGGUAAUUUGCAUCGGGAGGACACUGUUGGUGAACUGGUGAAUACGGCACAUUCGCCCCAAAUCCAAGGACACGGUCCGAAGAGGAAGAAAUCUUUGGUGCAACUUACUAGGGAGGCCCUUCCCAGGUUGGAGAAUUACAGAAAUUCGAAAAGAGCCGUCAAAAGACCGUCUUUGGGCGAACUGCACGGUGGCGAGGAUUCUGUCAAAGAUGCCAAAGGAGCGGUCGAAGAUGGCGACAUUUCGGCGCCGGGUCAUGUUGGCAUCAAAUUGGGAUGGAUCCAAGGUGUCCUGAUACCAUGCCUGCUGAAUAUUUGGGGCGUAAUGCUCUUUCUUCGGCUUUCGUGGGUUGUUGCAGAAGCAGGCAUCGGUUUAUCUCUGUUAAUUAUUGGUAUAUCGGCUGUUGUUUGCAUUAUCACUACCUUGUCCCUGUCAGCAAUUAGUACAAAUGGAGAAGUUAAAGGAGGAGGAAUUUACUACAUCAUUUCAAGAUCUCUGGGUCCCGAAUUUGGAGCCUCCGUAGGCAUAGUGUUUGCCUUCGCAAACGCCGUUUCGGCCUCAAUGAACACAAUUGGUUUCUGCAACUCCUUGAGUGAUCUACUCAACAAAUACGGUUUGAAAAUCGUCGAUGGAGGCCUCAAUGAUGUUAGAAUAGUAGGAGUGGUGGCCAUUUUAGUUAUGAUCAUGAUAUGUGCAAUUGGAAUGGAAUGGGAAUCGAAAGCCCAAAACUUUCUUAUUGCCAUUAUUUUAGGGGCUAUGGCCGAUUUUAUGAUUGGCACCAUCAUUGGACCACGAAGUGACGAGCAAAGAGCCCAAGGAUUCGUCGGAUUCAAUACUACUGUUUUCGCUGAUAACUGGGGUCCACAAUAUCGUCCCUCUGAAGGUAUGGACUAUGACUUCUUCCAGGUGUUCGCCAUAUUUUUCCCUUCUGUAACUGGUAUACAGGCGGGAGCAAACAUCUCUGGAGAUCUAAAGGAUCCUGCCGGAGCAAUCCCCAAGGGUACAUUAUUAUCGUUGCUGAUUUCUAUGUUGUCCUAUGCAAUUUUCGUGCUGUUCGCCGGCGGAGCUGCCUUAAGGGAUGCCAGUGGAAACGUCACGGAUUUGAUCACUGGUAAUGUUACUGCUUGUGUUGAAGGAUCUGACUGCAAAUACGGACUGUUCAACAGUUAUCAGAUGAUGCAAAUCAUGUCGAUUUGGUGGCCAUUUAUCUACGCUGGUUGUUGGGCGGCCACUUUGAGUACAGCACUCACCAAUCUUUUGUCUGUACCGAGACUGAUCCAAGCUUUGGGUAUUGACAGGAUUUAUCCGGGACUUAUUUUCUUUUCGAAAGGUUAUGGAAAAUCCGGGGAACCGUACCGAGGUUACGUUUUAACGUUUUUCGUUUCUGCUGCUUUCUUAUUGAUAGCUGAACUUAAUGCUAUCGCACCUUUGAUCUCCAACUUUUAUUUGGCCUCGUAUGCACUUAUCAAUUUCUGCACUUUCCAUGCUGCUCUUAUCAAGCCUCUUGGAUGGAGACCAACAUUUAGGUACUAUAACACCUGGUUAAGUUUAUUCGGUUUUAUAACUUGCGUUGUGAUCAUGUUUCUCAUAAAUUGGCAAUCCUCACUCAUCACCUUUAUUGUUAUUCUGGGCUUGUAUCUACUUGUUGUUUAUAGAAAACCUGAUGUAAAUUGGGGAUCCUCAACUCAAGCACAAACCUACAAAACCGCUUUGACUACAGCCCAUAGACUGAUUAACAUUGGUGAACACGUGAAAACUUACAAACCACAGAUGAUUGUGCUUUGUGGGUUACCACAAACCAGACCUCCAUUAGUUGAUUUUGCAAACCUGAUUACGAAGAAUAAUUCACUGCUGGUUAUCGGUGACGUCGUAAAGGACCGCCUUUCACAUAGAGUAAGAUCUUCAAGAAUGAAUGGCGUAUACGCAUACCUGAGAAGUAUCAAAGUAAAGGCAUUUUAUACUCUUAUCGACAACAUGAAAUUUGAAGUGGGCGCCAAAGCCUUAUUGCAAACAACUGGUAUAGGAAAACUGAGUCCUAAUGUUUUGAUGAUGGGAUAUAAAAACAACUGGGUUACUUGUAAUCGAGACGAUUUACUCAGUUAUUUCAAUGUUUUACAUGCUGCGUUUGAUCACAGGGUGUCUGUAGCAAUACUGCGUAUGCCAAACGGCUUGGACUACAGUAAAAUCACCCAAGAAGAUGAUCAAGGUAAUACAGAGGUAGUGACUAUCCCUUCACGUUCAGAACUGAGAACUUCAGCUUCUAGUAAUAUGAUGCAUGCUGAUUCUAAUUUAAGUCUUAAUAACGUUGGACAAGAUACUGUAGAUGCCACUGUUAUUUCUUCUAAAAACCUCGCACUUACAAAUUCAAAGACCGAAAUAAAAUUAAGGAAGAAAGAUCUGACAAUGAACACCAAUUCUGAUAAUCAGCUGUCUGGUAUUUCGAUUGAAAAUAUGUUGAUCUUCCGUACUAAACAAAAGAAAGGCUUUAUUGAUGUUUGGUGGCUCUAUGAUGAUGGUGGUCUGACAAUGUUGCUACCUUAUAUUAUAUCGACGAGGCAGGAUUGGUCCAGUUGCAAAUUAAGGGUGUUUGCUCUGGCAAAUAACAAAAAUGAACUUGAGAAUGAGGAAAAAAAUAUGGCAAAUCUUCUGUCAAAAUUCAGGCUGGACUAUUACAGUUUGAAAAUGGUGUGGAUUUCGGAUAAACCUCAGGACAGCACGAUAAAAUUUUUCGACGAUUUAUUAAAAGAUUUCAGAACAAAUCAAGAUGUUGACAAAAAUGAGUGCAAAGUAUCAGAAGUGGAAAUUUCCCACUUACAAGAAAAAACACACAGGCAGUUGAGACUACGUGAGUUACUGCUGGAACAUUCCAAAGAAGCAAAUUUAAUUGUGAUGUCAAUGCCAAUGCCUAGAAAGGGAACUGUUUCAGCACCUUUGUAUAUGGCCUGGUUAGAAGCUUUAACAAGAGAUUUACCUCCUUAUCUAUUGGUAAGGGGUAAUCAACAGUCAGUGUUAACUUUUUAUUCUUAGUAUAGUUCUUCUAGACUUUAUUCAUUAGUAAACCAAAAAUUAUUGUAUUAAUAUUUAUAUUUUAAUUAAAUAGACUAGUUUUAUA